Messenger RNA from Blepharisma stoltei, 300 nucleotides. The record is from the annotation of a GenBank genome assembly. Lineage: Eukaryota; Ciliophora; Heterotrichea; Heterotrichida; Blepharismidae.
AUGGAUUUUAGUAAAAUAAGCGAAAAUGAUAUGGAGAACUUGAAUGGGUUUUUUAAGGGUGAAAAUAAAAGAAUGGCAAGAGGGGAUGAUAAAGAAAUAAAGGCAACACCAACGUUAGUGAUUAUUAUUUUUGGGUGUAUUUUUAUGAGUUUAACGAUGGGAAUUAUAGGAUUUGAGUUUUGACUUAAACUUGAAGAUUUACCAAAUGCAAUAGGGUUUUGGACAUUAUCUAUAGUCAUUUUAAUUCCGAGCUGCCAUUUAAGCUAUAUUCUGUUGAAAUCAUUACGAAGGCAAUCUUAA